Rana temporaria (common frog) is the source of this 4024-nucleotide messenger RNA. RefSeq names its product gastrula zinc finger protein XlCGF57.1-like. The transcript is spliced from 2 exons. NCBI's taxonomy places the organism in Eukaryota, Metazoa, Chordata, Amphibia, Anura, Ranidae. Bases 275 to 2014 code for a protein of 579 amino acids. The record is from RefSeq and is a predicted model, not a curated record.
GGAAGAGGAAGUGAUGUGAGACAAAGACAAGACGUUAUAUAAGGUAAAGACAGGAAGUUCUGAGAGAGAGACGAACGAGGUGGAGAGGCGACGUCACUACAGAGGAGCAGAUGGACAGUACUUAAAUGCACGUAGAGACGUCUUAUUAUAUCUCCAGACUGUACUGCAGAAGAUAACGACAUUGUGUGAUAUUCUCUAAAAGGAAAAUUGUACUGGUUGGCAAGAAGAAUGGAAUCUGUCUAAUCCUGAGGAACCUUCUGAUAAAUCCCAUACUAUGACCUCAGAUGACCAUCUAUCCCAUACUAUGACAUCAGAUGACCAUCUAUCCCAUACUAUGACCUCAGAUGUCCAUCUAUCCCAUAAUAUGACCUCAGAUGUCCAUCUAAGAUCAAUGGAUCCCUCUAAUCUCAAGGAAUCUUCUGAUAAAUCCCAUACUAUGACAUCAGAUGUCCAUCUAAGAUCAAUGGAUCCUCCUAAACUUGAGGAAUCUUCUGAUGAAUCCCAUAAUAUGACAUCAGAUGUCCAUCUAAGAUCAAUAGAUCCUUCAAAUCCUGAGGAACCUUUUGAUAAAUCCCAUAUUAUGACAUCAGAUGUCCAUUUAUCCCAUACUAUGACAUCAGAUGUCUAUUUAUCCCAUACUAUGACAUCAGAUGUCCAUCUAAGAUCAAUGGAUCCUCCUAAACUUGAGGAAUCUUCUGAUGAAUCCCAUACUAUGACUUCAGAUGUCCACCUAAGAUCAAUAGAUCCUUCUAAUCCUGAGGAACCUUCUGAGAAAUUCCAUACUAUGACCUCAGAUGUCCAUCUAAGAUCAAUGGGUCCUUCUAAUUCCAAGGAAUCUUCUGAUAAAUCUCAUACUAUGACUUCAGAUGUCCAUCUAAGUUCUCACAGGGCUGACCGAUCAACAGAUCCAUCCGAUCCCCAGAAACCCUCUUUAAGCCAUGAGGAAGCUCACACAGGAGGAAGCUCAUUGUCAUGUUUGGUGUGCGGGAAAACAUUCACUAGGAAAAAAGCACUUCUUAAACACCAGAAAUCUCACAAGAUUGAGCGUCCUUCAUGUCCGGAGUGUGGAAAAAGUUUUUCUAAUAAAGAAAACCUUGUUGUACACCAGAGAAUACACACCGGUGAGCGUCCCUUUUCCUGUUCGGAGUGCGGAAAAAGUUUUUCUGAAAAAGGAAGCCUUCAGAAACAUCUGAGAAUUCAUACAGGUGUGCGUCCCUUUUUCUGUACAGAGUGCGGGAAAUGUUUUUCCAGUAAAGUAUGCCUGCGUAACCACCAGAGAACUCAUACGGGUGAGCGUCCCUUCUCCUGUUUAGAGUGCGAAAAAUGUUUUUCUGACCAAGGAUACCUUAUUAGACACCAGAGAACUCAUACGGGUGAGCGUCCCUUUUCCUGCUUCGAGUGCGGAAAAUGUUUUUCUGAUCAAGGAAACCUUCGUAAACAUGAAAGAAAUCACAGCGGUGUGUGUCCCUAUUCAUGUUCAGAAUGUGGAAAAAGCUAUUCCAGGAAAGAACUUCUUCGUAUACACCAGAGAACUCACUCAGAUGAGCGUCCUUAUUCAUGUUCAGAGUGCGGGAAAUCUUUCUAUUCUAAACCACAACUUGGUACUCAUCGGAGAACUCACUCAGACGAGCGUCCUUAUUCGUGUUCAGAGUGCGGGAAAGGUUUCCACAAAAAAGGAGGCCUUAUUAGACACCAGAGAAUUCAUACAGGUGAGCGUCCUUUUUCAUGUUCAGAGUGUGGGAAAUGUUUCACUGAAAAGGAAACUCUUGUUACUCACCAAAAAAUUCACUCAGGCGAGCGUCCUUUUUCAUGUUCAGAGUGCGGAAAAUGUUUCGCUGUGAAAGGAAAACUCGCUAAUCACCAGAAAGUUCACUCGGGCGAGCGUCCUUAUUUAUGUUCAGAGUGCGGAAAAUGUUUCACUGCGAAGCAAUCCCUUCUUGCGCACAUGACAAGACACGGCUCAGAGCAUCCGAACAACUUUCAGACUGUGAUAAAUGUUGUACAGAUCACAUAAGUCUAAUCGGAGAGAAGACGCCCAGACACGUUUCGUCAAAUGUACGAUGGCUUUUUUCGGGUGGAACUGUUCAGUCCAUAGAACACCUGGACGAUAAAAAAUGAUUAUGUAAUGGGGACAUCCUGGCAAAAGUCAUGUUUCAUUUACAGGUGGAGCUCAUCAGGCUGAGCCUUCUGUUGGCUCCUUCUGUUACUUGGAGAUUUCAAAUGGUGGGAUGAGACUGAUAUAGGUCCCGCCACCACGUUACGGUAUUCCCACUCUUGUUUUUCUAUUGUUAGUUUUCCAAAAUCUGAGAAUCUAACCAACGUUCAGACUGUGUACAGAUCACAUAAGUCUAAUCGGAGAGAAGACGUCCAUGAGGCGUUUCGUCAAAUGUAUGUUUUUUUUUAUCGGGUGGAACUGUUCAGUCCAUAGAACAUCUGGAGGAUAAAAAAUUAUUAUAUAAUGGGGGACAUCCUGGCAAAAGUCAUGUUUCAUUUAUAGGUGGAGCUUAUCAGGCUGAGCCUUCUGUUGGCUCCUGUUUCUUGGAGACUCCAAAUGGUGUGAUGAGCCUGAUAUAGGUUCUGCCACCACUUUACGGUAUUACCACUCUUGUUUUCUUCCAUUUUGCAAAAUUGGAGAAUCCCAACAACUUUCAGACUGUGGUAAAUGUUGUACAGAUCACAUAAGUCCAAUCGAAGAGAAGACCGCCCCAGACGUAUUUCGUCAAAUGUACAGCGGCUUUUUUCGGGUGGAACUGUUCAGUCCAUCGAACACCUGGAGGAUGAUAAAGGAGUUUAUAAUGGGGGACAUCCUGGGAAAAAUCAUGUUUCAGUUAGAGGUGGAGCUCAUCAGGCUGAGCCUUCUGUUGGCUCCUGUUUCUUGGAGAGUCAAAUGGUGGGAUGAGCCUGAUAUAGGUUCUGCCACCACUUUACGGUAUUACCACUCUUGUUGUUUUUUUUUUUCCAUUUUGCAUGCUUUAAAAUAAAACGAAAUCGGAGAAUCCCAACAACUUUCAGACUGUGGUAAAUGUUGUACAGAUCACAUAAGUCUAAUCGGGGAGAAGACGCCCGCUGACGCGUUUCGUCAAAUGGACGAUGGCUUGGAACUGUUUAGUCAAUGGAACACCUGGAGGAUAGAAAAUUAUUAUAUAAUGGGGGACAUCCUGGAAAAAGUCAUGUUUCAUUUUAGAGGUGGAGCUUAUCAGGCUGAGCCUUCUGUUGGCUCCUGUUUCUUGGAGACUCCAAAUGGUGGGAUGAGCCUGAUAUAGGUUUCUCCACCACUUUACGGUAUUACCACUCCAUUGUUUGUUUUCCAAAAUCGUAGAAUCCAAACAACUUUCAGACUGUUUUAAAUGUUUUACAGAUCACAUAAUGGGGUACAUCCUGGCAAAACCUCACACUGUCUUUUUAAGUGUCUGUUUGCUUCUCCUGCUUCUUGGAGGUUCCUCAUGCCUUCAACAGUUCCCUGCUCCCAACCACUUUGUGAGAUCUCCGUUGUUUUUUUUUGCAUACUCUAAAAUAAAAAUACAGCAUGCAGUGUGGUAGCCCCUCUCGUAAUAGGCUACACCGAUAUGCAGAGCCAAGAUUUUAAGGACAUAAGCCUACCAGGGAACAACUUGUAGCUCCCAUAAGCUUCACAUUUUUCAAAAGGAAAUGGAUGGUUGGGGUAGUAAUGGUCCAACUGGUACAAUCGCUUAAAAGCUAAUUGGGAGCUACAGUGCUGUGAAAAAGUAAUUGCCCCUCCCAUGCUGAAUCAUGAAUGAACUGUGAUUAACCAAAGUUUUUUGGAAAGUGGAGUUCAAUUUCACUUGCCACACGCAGGCCUGAUUACUGCCAGACCUGUUGAAUUAAAAAAAAUCACUUAAAUAGAAGCUGUCUGACAAAAUGAAGCACGCUAAAAGAUCUCAAAAAGCCACACAUCAUGCAGCGAUCUAAAGAAAUUCAAGAACAGAUGAGGGACAAAGUCAUUGGCCUGUAUUAGUCUUAGAAAGGAUUACAAAGCCAUUUCUAAUGCCCCGUACACACAAUC